Messenger RNA from Podarcis raffonei (Aeolian wall lizard), 866 nucleotides. RefSeq names its product riboflavin-binding protein-like. Gene Ontology annotation, cellular component: external side of plasma membrane. Bases 13 to 741 code for a protein of 242 amino acids. The record is from RefSeq and is a predicted model, not a curated record. Gene Ontology annotation, molecular function: riboflavin binding; signaling receptor activity; riboflavin transmembrane transporter activity. The transcript is spliced from 5 exons. NCBI's taxonomy places the organism in Eukaryota, Metazoa, Chordata, Lepidosauria, Squamata, Lacertidae.
GGCAACGAGAAUAUGCUAAGGUUUUCAGUGCUCCUGUUCUUUGCUAUCUCGGCAGUGUCAAUCAGUGGAAAGAGGCAAUGUCUGGAAGGAGCAGCUCACAAGCACAGACCCAGCCAGGAGAAUAACUUGCACGAAUGCACCCUCUAUUCCAAAUCCUCUUGUUGCUCUGAAGACAUUACAAAGGAACUAGCUGAUUCACCAGUGAUUAAAGUAAAUACCACCUAUUGGAACCGAUGUGGCAAUAACAGUAAAUUAUGUCAGAGCUAUCUGAAGAAGAUAGAAUGCUUUUACAGGUGUUCACCAUAUGUUGCACAUUGGGCACAUCCCCACUACGCAGCUGCUAUUGUGUCUGUUCCCAUGUGCCAAAACUUCUGUGAUGACUGGUAUGAAGCUUGUAAAAAUGACUUCACUUGUGUUAGCAACUGGCUGACAGACUGGGCAAUUGAUGAAAAAGGAGAAAACCACUGUAAGAACGCGUGCAUCCCCUACCACGAGAUGUAUAGCAAUGGGACUGACAUGUGCGAGAGCAUGUGGGGAGAUUCACUGAAGGUAAGUGAUUCCCCCUGCCUGUGCCUGCAAAUGGAUGAGAUGGAUAGCAAGGUCGUCAAGCUCUUGGAGGAGAGGGCCACCAGUAAUAGUAGCAGCAGCAGCAGAAGUGAUGAAGAGCAGUUCUGUCGCCUCAAGUUGGACAAAAUAAAGAAGCUGAAGGAGCCGAAAGAGGAAGGUGUGGAGACAUUCUAAGUGCCAGGGUUUCUUUAGGUUUUAAAGUGAUGCAUGUUGCACCUUUCCACUAUUAAAACAAUACUCAGAGUGGCCAUCAGCCACACACACAAAAAUACAAUAAAGUGACUGAACAAUUAAAAUAA